AAACAAAAAAAAAAAAAACUCGAACGUUUUUUGCACUCACUAUAUUAUGAUGUUUACGUUGCAGCUUAACUGGAUUAUUAGUUGUCAUCUACUGAAUUAAACUGCUAUAAUUUUCUGUUGUGCUCGGAGGUCUAUGGAAAAACGAGUGGCCCUUAGCCAAAAACUAACGAGAUUCAACGUUGUUUUUUUUAAAGCAAAAGAAUAAAAUAAAAUGCUGCCCAAGGUUAACAACCUCAUCUUAUGCAUACAUGACUUAAGUUUUAUUGGGCCGUCAGUCGCAGUCAUCACGCUUGGAGAGAAGUUAAAUUUUAAAUUUAAGCUUGGUUUUAAAAUGUGAGGGGUUCAAAUUGUAAUAUUAGUUAUUUAUAAUUUCAUUUGGCCGGAAAAGAUUAAAAUGAUGGUAUAAUAUGUUGUUUGCUGUAAAUUAUAUUUUCUUUUCCGUUCAUUUUCGAGUCUCAUAAAAUCUCUUCAAUCUUAAACUUUACAUCUGCUUCAUAUUUCCUAAACCAUAUCGAUUGCGUUACAAAACAAACAAAACAUUUUACAAUUAGAAGCAAAGUUAAAAAAUAGUUAUACAUUUCUGCUGGUUUGGCGAAUUUUGUGAAAUGAUAAUAAUGAUAUUAUUUCGAUUAUUUCAUUAGCGCAAUUUUUCAAUUAAAACUUGGUUCACAAUUAAAUAAAAAAUAAGCGCAAAAAUAAUUUUAAUUUCAAAAAUCUCAAAUUAACAUUUCUAUAGCAAAGUCGAUUGUGGGUUCACCGUGGCGCCCAAGUCUCUUUUCAAUUUUGGGCGUUUCAGGCGUUUCAGCAGACAUCUGUUAGUUCCCAUUUUCUCUUUUUCAAAUUUCAAAUUGUUUGUAUUAACUGAGUGUGAAUGAGAAGAAUAAAUAUUAAUACAUAAUAAUUAAGGCCUUUUUGUGCCAAUUGCAAAAAUUAAUAUUUUUGACCAUUAUGACUGAUUAUGACCGCUAUAUAUAUGAUUACUUUUCAUGAUUUAUAUUUCUUAUCACAUCUAAAUUUAAUGCUAAAAGAGGCAUAGAGAGGUUUUCCAAAAUAUAUAAUAAAUAAAUCAACUUUGCUGCAAUGUGGAGUUAUUUCUUUUUUUUACGCAUUUUUACGCAUUUAUUUCGCGCUCACUCUAGCCGCUGACUGGGCGAUUUGCUGAUUGGCCCGGCCCCCGCCACAGUCUCGCCGUCUGCGCACCGCAGCAAAAUAAUUAAUAAAUAAGAAACAUGGCGGCCAUGAUGGAGUCCAGUUAGGCAGUCUGUCCGAAUUUCGCACAUUUCCAGCUGAAAUGAACAAUCUCUACUCGAAAAUGUCUGCGAAACCGGUGGUGAAGCGCUGUCUGCAGGACCCCCUGUCUGUUUCGCAGACGAAUGCUUGGGUUAACGCCGAAAGCAUCGAAAGUGGUUCAGCGAGCGGCGGAAUCUCUCAACGCGAAAGCAACAUUCUGGUGACCCAGCCGGCCAGUCUGCCCAAUUCGCCGCUGGCGUCGCCAAAUUCCUUGACGACGACCUUUAACCUGUCACCACCUGUGUCGCCGCCACCCCCUUCACACUCCACAGAUGACCCCAACUGGCAGGCAUGCAAGCCGUCUGUGCGAGAGCGAAAUGCUGCCAUGUUCAACAAUGAGUUGAUGGCAGACAUACACUUUUUAGUCGGAUCUCCUGUUCAAAGCAUUCCUGCGCACAAAUAUGUGCUUGCCACGGGAAGCUCGGUCUUCUAUGCCAUGUUCUUCGGCGGCUUGGCUGAGGAGCGGCCGGAAAUCGAGGUGCCCGACGUGGAGCCUCUGGCCUUCCUCGCCAUGUUGCGUUACUUGUACUGCGACGAGAUCCAGCUGGAGGCAGACACAGUGCUGGCCACCCUGUACGUGGCCAAAAAGUACAUGGUGCCCCAUUUGGCCAAGGCAUGUGUCAGCUACCUGGAAACGAGUCUCACGGCAAAAAACGCGUGUCUGCUGCUCAGCCAGUCUCGCUUGUUUGAGGAGCCUGAGCUGAUGCAGCGUUGUUGGGAGGUCAUUGAUGCCCAGGCUGAGAUGGCUCUUUGCUCGGAAGGAUUUGUCGAUAUCGACUUAAACACACUGGAGUCAGUUUUGUCUCGGGAGACACUGAACUGCAAGGAGACGGCCUUGUUUGAUGCGGCCAUCAACUGGGCUCGAGCCGAGUGCUUCAGAAGGGAACUGGAACCAACUCCUCACAAUGUAAGAUGUGCCCUUGGAAAGGCCCUCUUCCUUGUGCGCAUUCCCACUAUGGCGUUGGACGAGUUUGCCAAUGGAGCAGCUCAGCAGGGUGUUCUGACGCUGAAAGAGACCAUCGACAUUUUCCUUCAUUUUACGGCUGACAGCAAACCGCUUCUUUCGUAUCCAACUAAACCUAGAACUGGACUGAAGCCUCAGGUGUGCCAUCGCUUCCAAUCAUGUGCUUAUCGCAACAACCAAUGGCGUUACCGUGGCCGCUGCGACAGUAUUCAGUUCAGUGUGGACAAGCGCAUCUUUGUGGUGGGCUUUGGUCUUUAUGGCUCAUCGAACGGUGCUGCCGAUUAUAACGUCAAAAUUGAACUAAAGAGACUCGGCCGCAUUCUUGCUGAAAAUGAGACGCAGUUUUUCUCUGAUGGCUCCAGCAACACCUUCCACGUAUAUUUCAAGCAUCCCAUUCAAAUUGAGCCAGAGGCGUUCUACAUGGCUUCCGCAGUUCUAGACGGCCAAGAGCUCAGCUACUUUGGGCAAGAGGGUAUGAGUGAGGUCAGUGUAGGCUCGGUGACCUUUCAGUUCCAAUGCUCGUCAGAAAGCACCAAUGGCACUGGUGUUCAAGGCGGACAAAUCCCAGAACUUAUAUUUUAUGGACCGCAGUCAGUGGCCAGUGAUGAGCACUAGUGGUUGAAUUUUGGGGAUAUUUAAAUUUUUUGGAUUAAAGCUUGCAGCUAGUAUUCUCUUUAGGCAAUAUUUAUCGAGAAUGCCAUUCUCAAAACAAGGGUCUUAUGUUUUUGGCUCUGCAACUUUGAGAAUGCCUUCAAAAUAUAGUGAAAUCCAAGAAAUCUUCAGCCUGAUCCUAAACUAUUUUGUGUGUAAAUAUAUCAAGAAUGAAUAAUACAAAAAAUUCAAAUUGGAGCUUUUUCAUGAUAUUAUUAUGUGGCAAAAUAUGAUAUUCUAUUCUACAUUGCUGGUAAAACUGCUUGUAUUAUAUUGGCGGCCAAUUAAGUUACUUUAUAUUGCCAUGCAACGCCGCCUUAACACCAAUCAAAAUCUGGAACCUUUAGUUCGACCACAGCCGAUGAGUAUUCCACGCAGUAAUUUUUGGAUUUGUGAUAAUAUUUUUAAUACUUCUUUUUAGUUAACAUUUCCCAGUGACAAAUUUAUGUCAAUAGUCCUGAUGUUAUUAAUUUAUAACCAUAAAAUCACAGACUUAAAAUUGACGGAUAACUAUGUUAAAAAUCAUAUAUUGUGUAGAUAGUAGUGAGGUAAAAAGUCAUGUAAUUUUUGUUAAAUAAAACUGACGCAAUCGCUUAGUGUAGAAUGAA
This is a messenger RNA of Neocloeon triangulifer, 3513 nucleotides long. Its product is annotated as BTB/POZ domain-containing protein 6-B-like. Gene Ontology annotation, cellular component: cytosol. Bases 1292 to 2869 code for a protein of 525 amino acids. The transcript has 5 exons. NCBI's taxonomy places the organism in Eukaryota, Metazoa, Arthropoda, Insecta, Ephemeroptera, Baetidae. Gene Ontology annotation, biological process: neurogenesis. The record is from RefSeq and is a predicted model, not a curated record. Gene Ontology annotation, molecular function: protein binding.